UGGUCAAUUAAGCUCUUCAUAAAUUGUUGUUGGUUGACUGAAAGUUUCUAUGCUACUCUUGUUUUAUUUGUUCAAAUUAUAUUUCUUUUACUUUGUAAUUACAAAAAGUUUGGAGAUAUUUUUCUUGAAUUUCGGCACCUGCCUCUGAGGUUGCGACUUGUGAACGCCGGAUUAAAAUGGAAUACCAACAGGUGUUCUUGAGCCACUGUGUGCGUUCGGCAGGCUCCGCCGCCAAGCAGCUGGACGAGAUGGUGCAAAAUGUGGGGCUGUCCACUUUUAUCUGUGUGGACAUGGAGGCUGGCGAUGGAUUUAGAGAGGCCAUAGUUGGCAAUGCGGCCAACUGUAAGGUCAUGAUCUUAUUCAUGGACGAACAAUGGGCUCAAAGCAUGGAAUGUAAGAGUGAAUUCAACUGUGCUUACUCGUGUUUCAACCGACAAGAAUGGCCGAAGUUUGUUCCCAUUGUGAUCGGAGGGUUCGGCUGGAUCAGACCGACCACACAUCCUGUAGCACAUUGCAUCACAUCCAACUUCCAGUGUCUGGUAUUAGAAGAAGAUCCUUCAACAUGGACCACGACCUUCGAGAAAAUAAUAGCUAAAUGUGGAGCUAUUGUUAAAGAAGCAAACCCAUCGGCAAAUGAAAGCGACCGCGACUUGACCGACAAGAAUCCGAGUUCUCAGCUGGUGGAGUCGAUAGCCUCAUUUCUAACAUGUGAGUUCUGUCAGAAUAUCUACGACGAUCCGAGAGUUUUACCCUGCAACCACACAUUUUGCCAGAAAGAUCUGCUCUCCUGGGCUCAGACUAACGAUCCGGAACCGUUCUCUUGUCCCAAGUGUAGAAUUGAAUCCUUGGUUGAAAUCGAAGAGUUGCCUGUUGAUAUGAAGGCAGUUCAGAUGGUGAAAGCGCAUAAAAUAAUGCAGGAAAAAAUGAGUUCACAUCCAGCUAAAGAGGUAAGUGUUACGCCUGUUCGUCAAACAACAACUUUUACUCCUAGACCAGCUCAAAUUCAGACCCAGGUCAAGUUUCCCGAGGACUUGCAACAGUGGUUCGAAUCCUACAAGAUUCCUAAAGAAUGCCAAGAGAUUCUCUACGACGAUGGAUUUGACGCCAUCAAUUUGGUUUUGGAAUUGACAAUUGAAGACGUGGACAAUUUGCCACUAGCAACAGGCCACAAAAGAAGACUUUUCAAAUCUUUAAAGAGUUCACGCGGCGAAGGUGCUGAGGAACCGCAACAAUCGCCAUUCCGAGUUCGUAGCACAAUUGUUCCGAGGUCAUCACAGGUCGUCCAAGUACAAUCAGCACACGCGGAGUACUCGAUCGGGGAGUUCGAACUUUGCUCUGCGCAACUUGUUGAAGUUCUAGAACCCGAAUUGGACCUCGGUGACCCGGAAUGGUUAUUGCUGGAUAAUAUUUAUGACGAGCGGGCUCUAAGCAGCGGCACUCAUCCAGCCGAUUCUCUUAAGUUUUGGGCUAGUUUUGCGCCAAACGAUCGCGAAGAAUUCGUAACCAGAAUAAAGUCUAUGGGGGAUAGUGUUGUGCGGCAAAGUGCUAAUCUAGAACCAGCAGUGAAAAGUGAGAAAUUAAGGAAAAUCGCGAUGGUCUUGUGCGAUGCGGGCGAAUAUGAAGACUCUAUUUUAUUUUCGACCCAUGCUGUUGAAAGUUUGACGAAACAUUCCGAAGGCUAUUUUGUAACGAGUGCUCUGCUAUGUCUCGCGACGAUGUUCAAGUUAAAGAUGCCUCUUUAUAUCAAACAAGGCGAUGAACUUAAUGAUGAGCUAAGCGAUUGGAAGAAUCUCGUUGAAAAAGUGGACAAAAUCAUCAAAGAUAUGAAUGAGUGGGCAAUCAGUCAAGCCAUGUUGAUGAAGCUGUAUAUUAUGAAAGUCUUUUCGAUUGACGCUGUGAAAGCGCGAGACAGUGAAAGCCAGCUGGAUGCAAAUGCAUCAAUCGAGGCUGCCCGCGCUCUUUCCGAGAAACUUCCCGACAAGGGUCUCUUGGCCGAACUGGAGAUGACACAUGGGAACAUUCUAGAUGGCAAAGAGGGCAUUGAGAAGCUUCGGCUAGCCAGGAAACUCUGCCAAGAGUCUUACGGCGAGUUCAGUGCACUCAUGGCGCGUAUAUACUACAACACUGGCGUAAUUCUGGAAGAAAUGCGAUUGAAAAAAUUAGCCUACCAGUGUUUUAGACGAAACUGGCUCGUUCUCCGGCAAAUAUAUGGCAUUAAUCACUGCGAAACGAAAAAAGCUGCUGAAGUUUUGACAGACGAAGAUGACGUUUAUUGUGGCAUUGCGAGGGAUUUGGGCGACUUCCUCCCCAAUGAUGACCAUCUAGGUAGUGUAGAUAUGGAUUAUGUAGAAAGACUGAGGCCCUUAGACGACCUUGAUUUGAGCCAAACUGACAACCAGGACACAGAAGACGAAGGCCACGAAGAACAAGAAGAAGACGAGGAAGGCGAAGAAGAAGAAGAAGACGACGACGAAUAAGGCGAAGAAGAAGACAAAAAAGAAGGUGACGAAGAAAAAGAAAAAGCACAAGAAGAAUCAUCAAGUUGAAUAUGUGUAUCGUUAGCUCAAAACUAUUGCAUGGCUAUUAUCAAACAUAAAAGGGGAUGAAAGCCGGUCUUUUCUAUUAUACGACUCAAAUUUUGUGACCUGUCACGGAGCCGAAUACCCGGAUGGCCGAAAAAUAAAUUCGUUCCCGGAUAGCCGAAUUUUUCAUUCCCCGGAUAGUCACUGGACAUUACAAAAGCCAUAUUAUUACAUAUCAAAAACAUACUAAAAACAGACAAGU
Molecule: messenger RNA, 2784 nt
Organism: Symsagittifera roscoffensis
Lineage: Eukaryota; Metazoa; Xenacoelomorpha; Acoela; Convolutidae
Exons: 4
Coding region: 177-2477 (766 amino acids)
Biological process (GO): signal transduction; protein monoubiquitination
Molecular function (GO): ubiquitin protein ligase activity
Source: RefSeq, a predicted model, not a curated record